AUAAGAACUUAGUCAAGGUAUACGUUAGCAUUGACUUGAUACACCGAUUAACUUUAUUAGUGACAUAUCUUCAAUGUUGACAAUGUCAAGUGUCUACGUCUUUUGUCUGAUUGCUGUUUUCGUGAGAUAUGGAGAAUCUGCGGCACGAUGUCCUAUUGGCUGGGACCACCAUGGAAACUCUUGCUACUUAUUUUCAAAAGACACCCAGUCUUGGAACAGUUCAUCGGACAGCUGCGCUACAGUUGGUGCAAGUUUGGUAGCCAUUGAAUCCCAGACUGAGGAGACGUUCAUACAGAAUAGACUACAUCAUGAAUUUGCAAGCUUUAUGUUCUGGCUUGGUGGUACCGACCAGUUUGUAUCUGAUCAAACAUGGUACUGGGUUCAAACUGAACAAAAAAUAAACAACGGAUAUACGGAUUGGUACCGCACAGAACCUGAUCAUCCGGGAAAACAACAUUGUCUUGCGAUGAGAAAGGACCUUAACUACCAAUGGUGUGAUGACUAUUGUCCCGAGUUACACGGCUACAUCUGCGAAAUGACUCUUGGAGAUUUGGACCUCAUAGGAUGAACGUGAAGAUGUAAUACCUGCACUUGACAGUUAUUUACUAUUAUAUCAUUACUAGUCUAAAUAAACAAAUGCAACAAAGUA
Messenger RNA from Magallana angulata, 649 nucleotides. Its product is annotated as perlucin-like protein. Gene Ontology annotation, biological process: biological process involved in interspecies interaction between organisms. Gene Ontology annotation, cellular component: external side of plasma membrane. Lineage: Eukaryota; Metazoa; Mollusca; Bivalvia; Ostreida; Ostreidae. The record is from RefSeq and is a predicted model, not a curated record. Gene Ontology annotation, molecular function: carbohydrate binding. Bases 74 to 568 code for a protein of 164 amino acids. The transcript has 6 exons.